Molecule: messenger RNA, 5499 nt
Organism: Didymodactylos carnosus
Lineage: Eukaryota; Metazoa; Rotifera; Eurotatoria; Philodinida; Philodinidae
Source: the annotation of a GenBank genome assembly
AUGGUGAAGCUCAGCACAACUGAAAGUCGGGUGCAAGUGGCUGUUCGGGCUCGUCCUCUCAAUCAACGUGAAGUUGAUUUAAAAUCUCCAGUAAUCGUCUCAAUUCAUAAUUCUCAAAUUCUUUUGAGAAAACCAAAUAACGAACUCGAUACGUCAAAGACAUUUUCCUAUGAUUUUUGUUUUGAUUCAAUGCAUUUUAAUAAUACAAACUACGCAAAUCAAGAAUAUAUAUUUCAAACACUUGGUGAGGAAAUCGUUCAAAAUGCAUUUGAAGGAUAUAAUACUUGUGUGUUUGCUUAUGGACAAACAGGUUCUGGAAAAAGUUUUACAAUGAUGGGUACUCACAAUGAUCGUGGUAUUAUUCCACGUCUCUGUCAAACAAUGUUCGAGCGUAUAUCAAAGAAAGAAAGCUCAACGAAUUAUAAUGAUCAUAUGAAUAAUAGUAAAACAUUUCAUCCGAUGGAAGAUAAUAACGAUAGUAGUACUACAUUUCUCACGAAACUCUCACCAUCUACUCAUGUAGAAGUGUCUUAUUUUGAAAUUUACAAUGAAAAAAUACGAGAUUUACUAAAUCCAAAUAACAAUCAUGAAGCAUUGAAAGAAAUUGAAACACUGCUAAUUGAAGGUAACAGUUAUCGAACUGUUGCAUCAACGAACAUGAAUAAUGAAAGUAGUCGUUCUCAUGCCGUAUUUACAUUAAAAUUAACACAGACUUUAAUUACUGAGUCUACUGAUACAAGGAGCGUUAAAGUUAGUAGGAUCAGUUUGGUAGAUCUGGCAGGUAGUGAAAGAGCACCCAAAAGUGGCGAACCAGCAGAAUAUAUUCGAUUUCAAGAAGGAUGUAAUAUUAAUAAAUCAUUAUUCACACUUGAUUUAGUUAUAUCAACUCUUGCACAGCAACAAACAAUAACCGAUAAAUCAAAAAAAACAUUUGUACCCUAUCGAGAUUCUGUUUUAACUUGGUUGCUAAAGGAUAGUCUAGGAGGUAAUAGUCGUACAAUUAUGAUCGCCACCAUCUCUUCAGCCAAUGAUCAUUAUGAAGAAACACUUUCAACAUUGCGUUAUGCUGAACAAGCAAAAAAAAUUGUUAAUCAUGCCUCGAUUAACGAAGAUGGACCUGAAACUAUAAUUAGAGAAUUACAAAAUGAAAUAGAUAAAUUGAGAAAAGAAUUGACGGACACAAAAGAAACAAAAGAAUGUUUUGAAAAAUUGAGCUCAGAGAUUAAUGAAAAUGAAAAACUCAUGCGUACAAUCACGAAAGAUUGGGAUGAAUGUGUGGCUGAAACAGAAAAAAUUAGUAAAGAGCGUCAUGAAAUACUAGAAAAAGCUGGAAUAUCCGUAUGUAGCUCGGGCAUUGGUUUAGAAAAAGAUAAACUCUAUUUGGUUAAUCUAAACCCGGAUCCUUCAUUCAACGAAGUUCUGGUGUAUUAUUUAAAAACAAGAACAAAUGUAGGUCGUCCGGAUGCAUCUGUUAAACAAGAUAUUGAACUGGUAGGCGUUGGAAUUUUGUCCGAACACUGUGUAUUUGAGAUUCGAAAUCAAAAUCAAGUUUAUUUGACUCCGUUAAAUAAAUCCAAAACUUAUGUUAACGGUCAACUCAUUAAUAAUGAAAGUCAUUUACAUGAUGGCGAUCGAAUUCUUUGUGGUUCUUUGACGACUAGUAAAACAUCGACGAUGAGCACAAUUGAUGAUUCAUAUUCUUCGUUCAUUGACGCUCGACAAGAAGUACUUUUAAAUCAAUUAGCUGCUGAUCCGUUAACAAAAGAACUACGAUCAUUUCUGAAAGAUAGUAACGUAGAACAAAGAAUCAUAUCAAAAAAGACCUCGGAUGCUUAUGGGCGAGAAAUAGAAUAUUUAAAGCAACAAUUAACGCAUUCGACAUCAACUAAUUCACGAAACCAUAAACUAUCACAUAAAAAUCAUACUAUGGAAGAAUCGUUUUCAAAAUGGAGAUAUUCAAACAUCCUUGCUAAUGAUUCGGAAGAAAGUCGUACAUUUUUUUCUAAACUGAAACAAGAACUUAUACGUGUUAAUGCACUUGUAUUCGAAGCAAACACAAUAUCAAUGGAAAUGGAGCGACAAACAACAUUUUCUGUAAUCUUACAUAUACCAGUCUCUUAUUUGAAGCCAAGUGAACGCGCGGCAACAAAUAUAUGUGAACCUGCUAUAGAGGUCAAACGGCCAACAUUUAUACCGCAAAUUUGGGAUGUAGAAAAAUUUGAACGUAAAUUAAGUGAUAUGCGUGAAGUCUACUACAAAUGGAGAAGUGCCUUAUCUGAAAAUAAACUACUAUCUCCAAGGUUAACUACGACAGAUGAUCCAUUUUUUGAUGGACAAGAUUGUCGUAGUCUCAUUGGUGUUGCAAAUAUAUUUUUGAAAGCAUUAUUCUACGACUCAAAACUUGAUUAUCUUGUACCAAUUAUCAACACUCAAGGACAGAUAUCUGGUUCAUUGCAUGUUUUCUUGCAACAAACUGGUUCAUCAGCGAUAAAAAAGCUCAAUGAUGUAAAAUCAAAUGGGAUCCGUUCGAAUUUGAGUGAAUCAAUAAGUAAUGAUAGUGCAAAUGAAAAUAGCGACGCAGAGCAGUCGAACGAAGAGGAAGAGAAUGUAGACGAUCAAUAUGAAACCACUGAACAUAUUAAGAUUAAAUUGAUAAUAAAAGAAGUUCGUGAUCUUCCACCGAAUGAAGCAGAUGGUGUCAUUUGUUGUUAUUCAUUCAUGAACGAAAAACAACACCAUAUUAUUGAAUCAGUAAAGAACAAUAAAUAUAACGAUGAUCAUAAUGAUGAACAUGCUGACAUUGUUAAAAAGCCACAAAUAUUUACUUUCAAUCAUGAGAAAGAAUAUACAUUUACAAUGACAGAUGACUUUAUUUUUACAUGGCUAGAAAGUGCUAUAUCAAUUGAAGUUUGGUAUCAAUACAAUUCUGUUCCAUUACCAGUUGGAAACAAUGAUCAAGAUAGACGUGAUGCUGAAAUACGGGCGUUGAGUAAUCGUUGGAAAGAAGUUAAACGUCAUAUACAAUAUGCAAUUGAAAUACAUGAAUUAAAUUCAUCUGGACGAUGGGAACCAGUUGAAGUCGAUUCGUCGUAUACAAAUAUAAUCAGUGGCGGUAUAUAUAGAUUAAGACAUGGUCAAUCGAAAAGACUUGUUGCUCGUCUUCGCGUUAUACCACAGUCGGGAACAAUGCCAUUAGUAUUACAUGCUAUUCGUUCAGUUGAAAUUGGUUCGAUAAAUACAAGACAAAUGAAUGCACCAAGACAAUUAGAUUCAUAUCAAGAUGAAGAAUUGCAAUAUUUGAAGCGUGAAUGGCUGGAUCUAAUUGAAAAACGAAAAUCUUAUUUAGAAUCACAAAUUGAAUCACUGAGUCACCAAACAAAUAAAACAUCGAAUGAUAUUGAGCGUGAAAAUGCUUUAUUAAAACGCUUAGCCGAUGAAAAAGAUUUUGCUGAAUCACCACCACCUGGGUCCGGAAUACCGGGGAGUCCUCCUAUAUGGUCUCCUCCACCAACAAUUGAAGAACAUCGUCCAUUAACCUUUCUUAAUUUGGAUCCAGACAAUAUGAAUGCAGAAUAUGAUACAGCUGGUUUGAAAGCAACACUCACCGAGGAGAAAAAAAAUGAUAUGUUCAGACUUGCUUUAUUACAGCACGAUUCAGAUGAGAUUCGAGCAGUUGCUCAGUGGGACCCAUCUAUUCAUGAAGCAUCUGAAUUGAAUCGUGUGACGCCGAAUAACACAUUAGUUUAUAUGAUUGUCAAAAUUACUGUAUUGAUUUCACAACCGGUUCGAAUGGAAUUAGUAUUGAGAAAACGGAUCGCAACGACAAUACAGAAAACCGAUAGUUGGUGGUCUAGCGGAAAGGCUGUGAAGAAAUAUUUACUCGGUUAUAAACCUUACAAACGAACAAGUGUUGUAUGUGAAAUUGUUUCACAUAUACCAAAAUUCAUUCAUGAUAUAGAAGAUCAUAAAAGUUUAGCACUAGUGGCUGGUUCUGAAUGUUAUUCUAGAACAUAUGUGGAAAAAUAUAUUCAAUAUGCAUCGGCAGUUGAUAAUCUAUUAUUAUUAGAUAAAUUAAGACAAGAAGUUUCACUUUUGGACUAUUCGGCAAAACAGCAACAGCAACAACAAACUAUUCGAAAAUCCACAAGCGUUCCAAACAUUAUGAAUCAACAAAAUACGUCAGGAUUGCACAACAGUAAUUCGGAUAUUGAUGAUGAACACGGUGUUUCGAGAAAUUCCUCACGAUCAUUUAAGAAAGUUAUUGACAAUAAUCAAUCUACAAUAAAAAAAUCACCUUCCAUCAAUAAUGAUCGAACAAACCCGUUUUACAAUGAAAAACUAAGUAAUUCUUCCUUUUUAUGUCCUCAUUCGGACUUGUGUACAUCACCAUCAUCACCUCCCACAAAUCUACAUUAUCCAGUCGAAACAUUACCUACACCGUUUUCAUCGUUUAGUCGUUCAGCACUAAACGUAUCACAAUUUAGUACACCAAAUCGACUAAAUAACAAUGAGAAAGAAGAAAAAAAUAGAGUAGAUAAAAUUUACACAAAAUUAAAAGACAAUACGUACGAUGAUAAGUUUGAUCCACAAUUCUCACAUCUUUAUUACGAACUAUCUAUACCGAGUAUGUUGACACGUUCAUCGUAUAUUGAAAAAGAAUGUCCGCAACCUGUACAAGGAUCGUCUCUUUGUAUAGAACCGAGAGAUCUAUUUACCAUACCAAACGAAGAAAAUGAACAGGAAUUAUUGUCAACUAGUGCAUUAGAAGAAAAAUAUACAUUUCCCUCAAGAUCACAAAACACUGUGCAGAUGACACCACCUCAGACACCGACGUUGCCAGUGACAAAUUCAGAUGAAAAUAGUGAAUCUUUAAAUGUGACAAAUAAUCAAACACCAAACAAUUUAAACAAGAAAAACUUAAUUGAAAUCAUUGAAAAGACACCAACGGCUUUAAAUUCAUUACCGUCAACUAAACUAUCAGCACCAUCUGUUUUAUCGCCAACCAACGUACAUUUGUAUCCUUCAAACUCCAAUCAUAAUAUAAACGAUUCAAAAGAAUCUAACGAACAACAACUAGCACAACAAAAAGAAAAUGUUGUAGAACAUGUAGUAUCAUCAUUACCUGUAAAAGAAAUCACUCGUCAAGCCUUAACUGGAAAGUCAAUACCCGAAUUAAACAUAAAAAAAGAUAUUAAUGAGUUAUCACAGCCGAUCACAAUCACACCUGGAGAAACAGCUGUUGUAUUACCCAAUGGACUCAAAGUUAUUGUUGGUCUCAAAGUUAUUGUAACAACUCCAACACAUAUCUUUAAAAAACGAGGCAUAGUGAGAUUUAUUGGUACAACAAAAUUUAAACCUGGUUUAUGGUUCGGUAUCGAAUUAGAAGAACCUGUGGGUUUAAAUGAUGGAUCUGUUGGUGGUAUCCGUUAUUUUAGUUGUGCAGAAAAACGUGGUGUUUUUGUUCGUGACGAUAAAAUAGAACCCAUUGAUCAGUCUUAA